GAAUCUACCGUCCCAUCAUCACUUGAUCCACACCAGGUCUCCUCCUUCGUUCGGUUGUUAGAAUCUCUAUUGCAACAACAAUACAGGACCGCUACCCUCUACUUCAGUUGACAGGUCAAAGAAGGUAAUACACCCAUCGUCUACUGUUCCCAUAACACAGUGGCCUUGGGGACCCACAGCCAAGAGUCGAUGUCUUCAUACAGGCAUUGAAGUCAUCACCCGCUUGACCGAACAAUCAUAACGAUUCGACCGCAUCUUAUUUCACCAUCAUACACGCGCCACAGACGACCGCCAUGGAGACCUACCACGGACAUGUGCGGACACCUCAAGAUGCGAUAAUCCUCUUUGAGGCUUGCCGACUAGGAUUGUUGCCCCGAGUUCAGCGAAGAUUAUCGGAGAAAGAGCGCCAACAGAUCAAGUCCGGAUCUGUGUUCGUCUGGGAUGAGCGGGAAGCGGGUAUGCGCCGAUGGACCGAUGGAAAAUCAUGGAGCGCCAGCCGAGUUUCCGGUAGUUUCCUCACAUACCGAGAGAUGGAGGGCAAAAGAGGCGGGAACGGAUAUACGGGCAGCCAUCCUCCUCGAAGAACGGGAAGGACAAGUCCAGAGGAACCGAAGAACGGCGAAUCCGAAGAUCACGAUCCGGAUGAGGGACCGGAUGGAUAUCGCUACAAGCCCGAUGGGUUGAUGAAACAAUCGUUUAGCCUCACGACGAACAGCGGACAGCAUUUGCAUCUCAUCAGCUAUUACUCCCGAUCACAACCCACAGCUCAACCCCUCAAACAACCAUCUAGCGAUCCGGCUUUACGAACCAUCCGACCGCAAAAGGGCAUGUACCCAGAGGCUUCCGUCAGCGAGACUCCAAACAUGCCCGCAGUAACGCGAGGGCCAAUGCCUGGGUCGCCUUACGCACAAACUCAUCCACACAUGGGCAUGGGCUCACCAUACGGUCAUCCGCCUCCAGGCUUGAUUCAGGUCUACGCGCCCCCCGGUUGGGCGGGAAGUCCAGGCGGGACCCCUCCAACACAGUACGCCAUCUUCCACCCCGGACCUCAUCAUUCCCCCGUCUCGAUCGCACAGUUCUACGGACAUCCAUACCAUCCUCAAGGACCCACACAGUUCGAUCGACCGCCUCCUCCCCUCGCGAAUCCUUCCCUUCCACCCCCAACUCCUAGCACGAUGGCUCCCCAACCCAAUGGUCACGCAGCCUUGUCUUCAGAUUCAUAUCUCCCCCACUACCGAACCUCCGCGUCGCCCAUGGCUGGUGCUCCGGGUGGGCCAGGGCCUGCACAGAACCCCUACGGCACCAUGGAACGGCGCCCUGAACUUCCAGCGUCGAGUACGCACGCCCAUGCUCCAGCGGUGAGCGCCGCUUCCAACGGGACUACAAAUAACCACAAGCCGCUCACUCCGCCACCGCCACCAUCAUCGACCAACGGUCCGAUUCCUACAAAGGCGGUUUCCACCGCGGCCGCCGAAUCACUGGCGCUUCCCUCUCCGUCCAAUACAUCGACCACCAACGGAGCAGUGGCCCCGACGAAAACCAUCCCCAGCAUCGGGGCGCUGAUCAACGGGCAGAUGCCCGAGGUGACGAACGGUGCCGAUGCGAAGAGCGAUCACGGAGGCGGGAGUCGCGCGGGGAGCAAGAGUCCGAACAACAGCGCGCAACGGUUAGGAUCGAGGGAUAUGUCGUUCCUCGGGGCAGGCAAUGGCUUUGGGGAGGAUACUAGAGCGCUGAGGAAGUUAGACGGUGCUUUCAAAUCGUGAAAAUCGUAGGGGAUCGUGGUGCCGAACCCUUUUAUCGCAAUCGAAGACGACUCGUCGGCUCGGCGAAUUCUACUGAUGUUCGAAUACGACUGUUAUGGAGGGCUGUUUCUUUUCCAUCUGCUUUAUCGUUCAUCUCUUCUCUAUUCUGUUUUCGUUUCUUUUCCUACGCAUCUGGGGUCGGUAUCUUCCCCGUCACACCAGCCUUUCGCUUUGCCAGGGCCAAAUGGGUUGACGGGAUUGGAGUUGGUUUCUGUUUCCAUUAUCACUGCAUCUUUACGGCGUUUGUAAGGGAUGGAAUGGGACAUCGUGGAGUGGCC
This is a messenger RNA of Eremomyces bilateralis CBS 781.70, 2080 nucleotides long. RefSeq lists its product as uncharacterized. Bases 294 to 1763 code for a protein of 489 amino acids. Lineage: Eukaryota; Fungi; Ascomycota; Dothideomycetes; Eremomycetales; Eremomycetaceae. Gene Ontology annotation, molecular function: DNA binding. The record is from RefSeq and is a predicted model, not a curated record. The transcript has 2 exons.